Aspergillus nomiae NRRL 13137 is the source of this 662-nucleotide messenger RNA. RefSeq lists its product as uncharacterized. The record is from RefSeq and is a predicted model, not a curated record. Gene Ontology annotation, biological process: signal transduction. NCBI's taxonomy places the organism in Eukaryota, Fungi, Ascomycota, Eurotiomycetes, Eurotiales, Aspergillaceae. The annotation marks the transcript as partial. The transcript has 2 exons. Gene Ontology annotation, molecular function: GDP binding; GTPase activity; GTP binding. Gene Ontology annotation, cellular component: plasma membrane.
ACGACAUUUUGGCAAGUAUGGCGAGCCGCAUGGUGAUGUAUAAGCUGGUGAUGCUUGGAGACGGUGGUGUUGGAAAGACCGCUUUGAUGAUGCAAAUGUUGCUGAGAUUCUUUGUCGAGACUUACGACCCGACGACGGAAGAUCAGUUUCGCCAGCAAGUCGUCGUUGACGGCCAGUCCUGCAUGAUGGACGUUCUCGAUACAGGUGGUGCAAUGAAACAAACAGCGCUGAUAGACCAAUGGAUCCGCAAUGGUGAGGGCUUCGUUCUAGUGUACAGCAUCUCCUCUCGCUCUUCAUUUAUACGCAUCAAGGAGUUGCAUCACCAUAUACAGCGCCUUAAGGAGCCGUUCACAUCAUCAGCUCGCCAGGCCUCAUCCGCCACCAGCCUUCAACCGCCUAUGCCUAUCAUACUGGUAGGCAAUAAGUGCGAUAUAGAUACGGGGCGUACGGUAUCAGUGGAAGAGGGAUACGCCUUGGCUCGCGAGCUCGGUUGCAGAUUCGUCGAAGCCUCGGCCAAGAACAACAUCAAUGUUGAGGCGGCUUUCCUGGACGUCGUGCGGAUCCUGCAACGUGGACGACAACAAGCGUUGCGACAAGCUACUAGCUCUAGCGACCGGUUAUCCCAGCGUCGGGCCGCCAUUUCCCGUAGUGUGUCGGAUGUU